CUCGUACACUUUCUUUCUUCUCAGCCUCUCAGGCUCUCAGCGCCAGUGGUAACUCCGUUAAACCUCCAAAUAAGAACCCCAAACAUAUUUUUAAUCGAAAUGAGUGAAUGGGGUUUUAGCUUCAGCUUCCUCAACCAUAAAUUUUCCUUCCUUGCACCCCUGUAUUCUUGUGGAACCUUGGAGAUAUUAGAGUUUCUAUGAUGAAUGGGUCUCUCAGAAGAAAGUUAUUUUGCAAACGAUUUAGUUGGGAGGUUCUGUGGACAUGCAACCUCAUGACUUCUUCUGUUCAUAAUCUUUCUGAUGUCAAGGCCAUACAAAAACAGCUGCAGUUUUGAUGAAGCCAGUUAGGCCUUCAUUAGGUACAUGCCGCAGGUUCUCCUCCUCACCUUCAAAACUGUCAUCUUCAGUUCCAUGGAUCUCACCCCUUCAGUUUUCAGAAGUCACCUCCCAUAAACCAGACCCUCCAACCAAAACCACAAAUAUUGUUGUAGAACCCCAGAGGAGAGCCAAGUAUAUAUCUCACGAAACUGCCAUCAACUUAAUCAAACGUGAGAAAGAUCCGCAGCAUGCCUUGGAAAUAUUUAACAUGGUUUCAGAGCAAAGAGGUUUCAGUCAUAAUAAUGCCACCUAUGCAACUAUCCUUCAAAAGCUUGCUUUGUCUAAGAAGUUUCAAGCUAUUGAUGCAAUUCUUCAUCAAAUGACCUAUGAAACAUGCAAAUUUCACGAGGACAUAUUAGUGAAUCUAAUGAAACAUUUUUCAAAAUCCACUAUGCAUGAAAAAGUUCUUGAGAUGUUCUAUGCCAUCCAGCCAAUUGCUCGGGAAAGACCCUCUCUCAAAGCCAUCAGCACCUGUCUCAAUCUCCUAGUUGAAUCAAGCCAAGUUGAUUUGGCUCGAAGGUUCCUUAUGCAUUCAAAGAAGAAACUCAACUUGAAGCCAAAUACCUGUAUUUUCAACAUAUUAGUUAAGUAUCAUUGCAAGAAUGGGGAUCUUGAAUCUGCCUUUGAGGUUGUGAAAGAAAUGAAGAAGUCAAAAAUCUCUUAUCCCAAUUUGAUUACCUACUCAACUUUAAUGGAUGGUCUUUGUGAAAAUGGGAAACUCAAGGAAGCAAUCGAACUUUUCGAGGAGAUGAUCUCUGGGGAUCAAAUCUUGCCUGAUGCCCUAACAUACAACACAUUGAUUAAUGGGUUUUGCCGUGAAGGUAAAGCUGAUAAGGCGAGGAAAAUAAUAGAGUUCAUGAAGAGCAAAGGAUGCAAUCCAAAUGUUUUCAAUUACUCAGCCUUGAUGAAUGGAUUUUCCAAGGAGGGAAGAUUUCAGGAAGCCAAGGAGGUUUUUGAUGAGAUGAAAAGCUAUGGUUUGAAAGCCGAUACAGUUGGCUACACGACUCUAAUCAGUUGCUUCUGCAAGGCUGGGAGAGUUGAUGAAGCUAUAGAAUUACUCAAAGAAAUGAAAGAGAAAGGUUGCAAAGCUGAUUUUGUGACUUUUAACGUGAUACUUGGAGGACUAUGUAGAGUGGGUAGGUUUGAGGAGGCUCUUUUGAUGCUUGAAAAAUUUCCUUAUGAGGGUAUAAAUCUGAACAAGGCGAGUUACAGAAUUGUGCUGAAUUUGUUGUGUAAAAAGGGUGAAUUGAAAAAGGCCAUAGAUUUGUUGGGUUUGAUGCUGGGUAGGGGUUUUGUCCCACAUUUUGCAACUUCAAAUGAGUUGCUUGUUAGCCUUUGUAAUGCUGGGAUGGUAGAUGAUGCAGCUAUGGCUUUGUUUGGAUUGCUAGAAGUGGGGUUCAAACCUGAGACCAGUUCAUGGGCUCUGUUGAUCGAAUCGAUUUGCAGAGAAAGAAAAUUGUUGCCUGCAUUUGAGCUGCUUGAUGAGUUAGCAAUGCAGAGCCAUUUGUCAUUAGAUUAAUAGAGGUUAUUAGA
Molecule: messenger RNA, 1911 nt
Organism: Ziziphus jujuba (common jujube)
Lineage: Eukaryota; Viridiplantae; Streptophyta; Magnoliopsida; Rosales; Rhamnaceae
Product: pentatricopeptide repeat-containing protein At5g18475
Exons: 3
Coding region: 335-1897 (520 amino acids)
Molecular function (GO): protein binding
Source: RefSeq, a predicted model, not a curated record